Linepithema humile (Argentine ant) is the source of this 1435-nucleotide messenger RNA. Its product is annotated as lipase 3-like. NCBI's taxonomy places the organism in Eukaryota, Metazoa, Arthropoda, Insecta, Hymenoptera, Formicidae. The record is from RefSeq and is a predicted model, not a curated record. Gene Ontology annotation, biological process: lipid metabolic process. Gene Ontology annotation, molecular function: hydrolase activity, acting on ester bonds.
UUCACUUCCAUUCAAUUCCCAGUGAUCUAUGUGGCAACAUAAUGUUACUGCUACUAAUUGCUUCUUUGAUUCUGGUAUCCACGAGUGCGAUGCCAAACAAUUUCAUAAAUAAAACAUCGGAUUAUUUUGUGAAAGAGAUAUCAAAUAGUCCAGGAAUUGACGAGAUACUAGCAUCGAAGGAAAAAUUCGUGAAGCCACAGUUCUUUGCACCUAUAUUGUCAGAUGCGGAACUUACCACUCUUGAAUUAGUGGACAAAUAUGGCUACAAUGGCGAGCUUCACAAAGUGAUUACUUACGACGGUUAUAUCUUGGAGCUGCAUCGAAUAACAGGGCGAUCUAAUUCCAGUGUAGUGCAAAAACCUGUUGCGUUUGUAAUGCACGGUAUUUUGGGUAGCUCGGCAAUUUGGGUUCUUUCCGGACCUGAAAAAAGCUUAGCAUUUAUUUUAGCAGAUGCGGGAUAUGAUGUGUGGCUGGCUAACGCGCGCGGUACCAUGUAUUCUCGUAAACAUAGACACUUGUCUAUCCAAGACAAAAAGUACUGGGAUUUUAGCUGGCACGAGAUCGGGACGCGCGACCUUCCUGCAAUGAUAGAUUAUGUUGUGAACACGACUGGUCGCGAAAAAUUGUUUUACUUGGGGCAUAGCCAGGGUACUACCACUUUUUUUGUUAUGGCAGCGGAACUACCUGAGUACCAAAAGAACAUUCAGGCGAUGUUUGCCAUGGCUCCAGUUGUUUAUUGCGGCAGGAUGCCAAGUCCUGUUAUGCAGUUCCUGGCGAAAUUCUCUUGUUCCAUUAACGCGCUGUUGAAAUUAAUCGGAAAGUACGAAUUUGAACCUACUAGCGAAGCUAUGAAUAUAUUCAAAAAAAUUGUGUGUGCGGAAGACACUAUUACACAAUCCUUGUGCUCGAAUUUGCUCUUUUUAAUUACUGGAUUUGACAGUGAACAGCUUAACAAGACCCUUUUACCAAUAACGUUAGCGCAUAUUCCCGCUGGUACAGCUACAAAACAAAUGAUGCAUUAUGCGCAGCUUAUUAACUCUGGAAUAUUAGUUGGACCGGGAAAAUUUAGACAGUAUGAUUACGGCCCAUUCGGUAAUUUAAAAGAAUAUGGCUGGCUUAUUCCGCCAAGCUACAAUCUAAGCAAGAUCCAAGUGCCGGUUUCGUUGCAUUAUAGCACCAAUGAUUGGUUAGCGAAUGUUAAGGACGUGCAUAAAUUGUACAAGGAGCUAGGAAAUCCUUACGGUAAAUUCCGAGUGCCAUUUGAAAAAUUCAAUCAUCUAGAUUUUAUGUGGGCUAUAGAUGUGAAGGAGCUUCUGUAUGAAAAGAUAUUAAGUCUAAUGACGCACUUCCCGCAUUGAACUGCAAUCGUAUUUUUCAAACAUCGCAGAGUUUAAUAUACAAAACUUUGUAAAAGAUCUUUUUUACCAUUUUUUAA